UUUUGUGUUUUGUUGUUUUGUUCAGUGCUCGAGAUCAAACCCAAGAACUCAUGCAUGCUAGGCCAGUGAGCAAGAGAAGAGAUUUUAUCAGAUAACUGGGUUUUCCAAACAUUGCUUUUGGGCUGGGGAUGUAGCUCAGUGGCAGAGCACAUGCUUGGCAUGUGCAAGGCCCAGGGUUUGAACAAAUAAAAACCAUUGUCUUUGUUGUAAUUAGAAGGAGGCACUUUAUUUUUGUUUCAGGGAUGGAGGAAUAGAGACCUACUUGUUUUGACACUAAGCUUUUCUGCAUAGUAGAAUCACCUGGGAAGCUUUAAAAAAAUCCUGAUGCCCAGGCUGCAUGCGUGCCAAUUAAAUCAGAAUCUCUGCAGGUGGGGCUUGUGAUGUGUAAAGCUUCCCUUGUGGCUCCAUUAUGCCAUCAAGUUUGAAAGGCCUGCUGCUUACGGUGUCAUUCUCUGACAUUGGCGGCAUGAGAGCUUGUUGAAAGUACAGAAUUCCAGCCUCAUCCCAGGCUUGCUGAAUCGGGAUCUGAUUUGCAUCCACAUUAAAGUGUGAAAAGCUGCCUCUGUGUACUUGCUGUCCUCUAGUUUAGGUGCUGUGUAGGGCUAAGAGAAGUUCCUUUUCAGAACGUAGCCGAGAGAAAGAAAGCUUAUUUCACCUCACUUUUACUGUAAGUUACAAGAUUAAGCAUCAAGUAGUUAAGAGGAUUCCAUUCUUCCCCAACUUGUUUUUUGGUUCACCUAGAGAGAAGACCCAAUCACACUUAGCAAUGGGGCUCUCCAGUCAGCUCCAGUUAGAGUGGGAUCUUUUGUGACUUCCAUUUCUCCAUGCUUCACCUCGAUUGUUCCCCCAAAUUGUCAGCCAGUCAUCUGGGUGGAGUUAUCAGAUCAGCCCCACCUCAGAGCUACUCACGUCUGUAUUCUUUCCUGGGAGUGUCUGCUGGUGUUCUGAAGGCCAGCAUCAGAGUGCCUUGCACAUGAAGUGAUGCCAUUUGCUCAUCAGACAUCAGCUCUCUUCCACACCGUGUGCCAGAGGCAGGGCUGAGAGCUGGGGACCCAGGCUUGGAGCAGAUGUACUUGGAGCAGUUGUUCGAGGAGUACAUUGAACCACAUGGAAAUUGCCUUACAACAGGUUUCCAUGUUCUUCCGUUCAGAACCAAAGUGGGAAGUGGUAGAACCAUUGAAAGACAUAGGCUGGAGGAUUAGGAAGAAAUACUUCUUGAUGAAGAUUAAAAAUCAACCAAAGGAACGGCUGGUGUUAAGCUGGGCUGACCUUGGCCCUGACAAAUACUUGUCAGAUAAAGAUUUUCAGUGUCUAAUCAAACUUCUGCCUUCCUGUUUGCACCCUUACAUUUACCGGGUUACUUUUGCCACAGCUAAUGAAUCCUCUGCAUUGCUAAUCAGGAUGUUUAAUGAGAAAGGAACUUUGAAGGAUCUGAUCUACAAGGCAAAACCAAAGGACCCAUUCCUAAAGAAGUACUGCAACCCUAAGAAGAUUCAGGGCCUUGAACUCCAGCAAAUAAAAACAUAUGGACGGCAGAUAUUAGAGGUGCUAAAGUUUCUACACGACAAGGGAUUCCCUUAUGGGCAUCUUCAUGCCUCUAAUGUGAUGCUAGAUGGGGACACUUGCCGGCUGCUAGACCUUGAGAACUCCUUACUGGGCCUUCCUUCAUUCUACCGACCCUACUUCACGCAAUUCAGGAAAAUCAAUACCCUGGAAAGCGUGGAUGUCCACUGCUUUGGUCACUUACUAUACGAAAUGACGUAUGGACGACCACCGGACUCGGUGCCUGUGCACUCCUUUCCUCCUGCACCAUCCAUGGCUGUGGUGGCCGUGUUGGAGUCUACGCUGUCUUGUGAAGCCUGUAAAAAUGGCAUGCCUACCACCUCCCGGCUCUUACAGAUGCCAUUAUUCAGUGAUGUUUUACUAACCACGUCUGAAAAGCCACAGUUUAAGAUUCCCACAAAGUUAAAAGAGGCAUUGAGAAUUGCCAAAGAAUCUGUAGAAAAGAGACUCAUUGAAGAACAGAAACAGAUUCACCAGCAUCGAAGACUGACCAGAGCUCAGUCACACCAUGGAUCUGAGGAAGAAAGAAAAAAGAGAAAGAUUUUGGCUCGGAAGAAGUCAAAGCGAUCUGCUAUUGAAAAUAGUGAAGAGCAUUCAACGAAGUACAGCAACUCUAACAAUUCAGCAGGAUCUGGGGCCAGCUCACCUCUCACACCGUCAUCUCCGACUCCACCCUCUACAGCAGGGCUAUCUGCAUUACCUCCACCGCCUCCACCUCUGCCCCCAGCAGCUCCCCUGCCGCCUGUGGGCACAGAGGCAUCUGCACAACUCUCGCCCCAGGCUAUGAAUGGUGUGAGCCGAGGGGCCUUGCUCAGCUCCAUCCAGAAUUUCCAAAAGGGAACUUUGAGAAAGGCCGAAACCUGUGAUCACAGUGCUCCUAAGAUUGGCUAAGCUUCCCGUUUACACUGGGAGGGAAAAGUCUUUUUCCGCCCCACUCCCACCCCUGAAGUCCCCCGUGGCUGGGUGAGCCCUGGAGAGCCGGCACUGCCUCUGUUCUGCAUAUGCUCUGGCGAGAGGCUUCCGGAGGGCGGGAUCCGCCAUGUAGGGUAAGGUCGGGCCUGCACUGCUGCCUUCGAAAGUAUUCUGCUCCCAUUAGCACUGUAAAGGGGCCCUGGUCAUCCUCUCAUGGGCAUCUUUUGGGGGACAGCACAAUACAUAAAUCAGUUUUUUCGCCAACUACAGGAAAUAGAAGCAGUGACAGUAUUUCAUCACAGCAGUGAAUGGCCUUUGUGCUGCAGCCCCUCUACCCCAUGAGAAACCCUCCUCAUAGCUCAUUUCUCUGAAGCACUUCUGGGUACUCCUUAGAUAACUCAUUUCUGCUACCUUUAUUUUGCCUCUGACGUUAAUGCUGUAGCCCAAAGCAUAGUUAUGUGACUGUCAGAGAAGCACCCGAGUUCAUUUUCCCCUCACGUUGGGGGGGGGUCCCCAACAGUGCCACGUUCCAUAGGGAACCCCUGAUGACCACAGAGCUCAGGGCUUCGAGAGCAAUUUCUCUGGACCCAUGCUUCUUAUACUUACAGUAUACUGAAACAGAAACAGACUAUCACCCUAAAAGUUCCUGCCAGUUAAAAGAUGUUAAGUCCUCAGCACCUGUCAAGCUUGGGGUUCGGGGGUGAUCAUUACUACAAGUACAUUUGGCAUUACAGAAAUCAAUUCUGAUAGUUGAAAGAUUUAUCCAAAUACAUUGUCUUUUUAAUGUUACUCAUUUACUAGAUUUUAUCCUAUGAUUUGCUUAAAUUUUAAAAUAAAUUGCACUUUAAAGGAUUAUAAAUAAUCCGUUUUAAAAUUCAAGUACACACAUCAGUGUUGGUUACUAUGCAGAAUGUCAUUGUGUAGUUUCAUGUAAUGUGAUAAAUGUUCAGCUGUAUUUUUUAUUAAAAUAAACCAUGUCAAGAAACA
Messenger RNA from Heterocephalus glaber (naked mole-rat), 3462 nucleotides. The record is from RefSeq and is a predicted model, not a curated record. Lineage: Eukaryota; Metazoa; Chordata; Mammalia; Rodentia; Bathyergidae.